AUGUCUUCAACACCAGAAUCGGAAUUGGGAACACAACAAUCAGACGGCUCUCCGGCACCGUCACAACAAUCAACACAACUACAGCCCGCCUUGCAGCUAUCAGCCCGCGAACGCAAGCUGGAAUCACUCAAGGCUAGCAAUCUCGCACUCGAGAAACAGAUCGCUCAGGUCCAGGCUAAGCACGAUGAGGGUGUGAAGAAGCUCAAAAACCCAGCAGCAUCUGAGACGGUGAAGCAGCAUAUUAAGUUACUCCAUGACUUCAAUGAGAUACGGGAUGUUGGGCUAGGGCUGAUCGGGAUGGUUGCGGAGAACCGGCAACGGAGGGUGGGAGAAGUCAUGUCUGCUAGCCACGUAUCUCUCCCCACUAACGGCAUGGCAUUGUGUAGCACGAGACCAGCACUUCACCCCACUAAGGACCUUGAGCAGGACAUGCAGGGUCGCAGGUCAACACAAGCGCUAGAACUGAACCGAGGCAAAGAUAAUCAGGGGAAAGUACUUAACUCAAAUGUACUCCACGACGUGUUUAGCCCAUGGAUUGUCGAUAAGCAAGGGGAGGGGCCAUUCGAGUCUUGUCUGGGUCUCUGUGAUAGAUGCACCUAUUAUGACAAGGUCGACCCGUACGCUUUGAAUAUUUGA
Molecule: messenger RNA, 636 nt
Organism: Morchella importuna
Lineage: Eukaryota; Fungi; Ascomycota; Pezizomycetes; Pezizales; Morchellaceae
Exons: 11
Coding region: 1-636 (211 amino acids)
Biological process (GO): double-strand break repair via homologous recombination; meiotic DNA recombinase assembly involved in reciprocal meiotic recombination; meiotic joint molecule formation
Cellular component (GO): Swi5-Sfr1 complex; Swi5-Swi2 complex
Source: RefSeq, a predicted model, not a curated record